This is a messenger RNA of Thlaspi arvense, 666 nucleotides long. The record is from the annotation of a GenBank genome assembly. NCBI's taxonomy places the organism in Eukaryota, Viridiplantae, Streptophyta, Magnoliopsida, Brassicales, Brassicaceae.
AUGGCUAAUAGCUUGCCGGAGAUUGAGAGCGGAUUCCCAACGACGCCGUCCUUAGCCACUGAUCCUCCUCCUACUUCACGGCGGAGGACUCAACUACAAUCAUUAUUCGAUCGUCGUAAGGAACUCACUAAAGAAGAAAAAGAUGCCAUUUUAAAAACCAUUAGCCUCAGCUAUUUCACCACGGUCGUUAUCACGGCCAUCUUCAGCUUCAUCAUCUUGUUCGGCGACAGACUGCUUCACUGCCACGUCAGAUUCUCCGUGGAAUCUAUCUCCGUUUCUCCCUCUUCCACCACGUGGCACGUCGAUUUCCUCGUGAACAACCCGUCCUCGAGGUGUCCUAUCUACUACGACGGCGAUGGCGUGUAUGCGAAGCUAGGUUCUUUAUACGCCGCCGUAUUGAAGACAUCUCACAAGCGUCGUUCACAUGGCCGCACGAGUUUCUCCGUGGAUUUAGCUACGGAGGGUAAUCAAAGCGACGUCGUUGCAGCUUUUCCUAGUGUUUUCGAAUUGGGCAUGAAACUUAGUGCGAAGAAGAAGAAGCUUUUUGUGGAAGGAUAUUAUUAUGGAUAUUUCGAUAUUAGGUGCCAGAAUCUGACUCCCGGUUAUGAGAAGAUUAAAUGCCACUCGUCUUUCAAAAAGUUGAAGGAUUGUUGCGAGAUUUAUUGA